This is a messenger RNA of Lotus japonicus, 1813 nucleotides long. RefSeq lists its product as uncharacterized. Gene Ontology annotation, biological process: regulation of DNA-templated transcription. NCBI's taxonomy places the organism in Eukaryota, Viridiplantae, Streptophyta, Magnoliopsida, Fabales, Fabaceae. The record is from RefSeq and is a predicted model, not a curated record. Gene Ontology annotation, molecular function: DNA-binding transcription factor activity. Bases 224 to 1354 code for a protein of 376 amino acids. The transcript has 6 exons.
CAAUCAACCCCAAAGCAAAGCUUGAACGAGAAGAGAAAGAGAAAGGUUGUUGAAGAAAACAACGAACCCUAACUCGAAUCUAGAGAGAGAAACAAACAAACUUUGCUUCGAUUUCAAGCCCUUUUACCAUUGCAUUUUGGGAUCUCGAAUCUUCAAUCUGCAAAGCGUCACACAUUGCAGCAUUUUGAUUGAUUUUGCUAUAAACGGUAUUGAUUCUGCUUCUAUGGCAAACUCAAAGGGCUCAUCCAGUGUCAGAAAUUUGAUGUAUCCUGGAAAGCAUGCUCUGCUUCCUCCUAAAAGCCCGUUUCCUAGUGUUUCCCAAGCAUAUGCUGAUUAUCUCUCAAUUCCCGGAGUUGGUUCAAAGGCUGUUAACAAAUCUAGAGAAGGAAGCACACACCACCAACGUACUUCAUCUGAGAGCCAUGUUAUUGAGGAACAACCUUCAUGGCUUGAUGAUCUACUUAACGAGCCAGAGACACCUGUCCGAAGGGGUGGUCAUAGGCGUUCAUCAAGUGAUUCUUUUGCAUACAUAGACACAGCUAAUAUGUCUAACAUCACUUAUGCAGACCAGGACGAGUAUAAAUAUAAGAAUUUGAUAUCUACUCCAUCUUGGUCAUCUCAAGACUUUGACCGCAACAAAGAUGCUUAUCAUAUACCCAUGUAUGCAGAAAUGAACUUAGCAAAACAGAAAAAUAGGUCAUGGGACUCUUUUUCAAAUGGGGUGACAAGUCUGGGUGGUGUUCCAUCUGGCAAAGACCAUGUUGCUUUUCAAAGUUCAGGAUCACUGACACCUUGUACACCACAUGAAGCAGAUGGGCUUCCACCAACUGUAAAUGAAAAAAGUGAGUCCAUAAAAUCUGGCUUACAGGAUGCAAGAUCAUCUUUUGAAAGAAAGGAUGGUUCUCAUGCAAAGUCAUCUGCUUCUGAAACAGAUACAAAACGUGCUAAACAGCAAUUUGCUCAACGUUCAAGGGUUCGUAAACUUCAGUACAUAGCUGAGCUGGAAAGAAAUGUACAGGCUUUACAGGCAGAAGGGUCUGAAAUAUCUGCAGAGCUUGAAUUUCUUAACCAGCAGAAUCUUAUCCUGAGUAUGGAGAAUAAAGCACUCAAGCAACGUUUAGAAAGCUUAGCACAGGAGCAGCUUAUCAAAUAUUUGGAGCAGGAAGUACUGGAAAGAGAGAUAGGAAGAUUACGUGGAUUAUAUCAGCAGCAGCUGCAGCCGCAACAACAACCAUCUUCUAGUCAUAGGCGCACAAACAGCAGGGACCUGGAAUCGCAGUUUGCAAACCUUGCUCUAAAGCACAAGGACACCAAUUCAGGGCAUGACCCUGCGACUGGAGCACUCAGAAUUUAGAUCUGCAGUAGCUGUAGCCUUGUUCUGCCUCCACAUUCAACAUGUGUUGCCAUGCCUGUGAUCGAGCUGCUUCCUUCCGACAUGCGGGAUUGUGCAGAGAUUUCUAGCAUAUACCCUCUCUCUGCCCGCCUUGCUGAUUUUUUCAGCCUUCUCUUAGUCUUGUUUUAUAUUUACUUAAAUUAUUGCCAUUUAAUGUGCACCUGGUGGUCAUUGCUGAAUCUCAUUCUAUUUCUCAGUUUACCUACCAGAGGUGGUAAUUCAACAAUUUCAAAGCUUUCACCGCUACUGUGUUUUCAGUAAUUAACUGAACACCCCCCUCAUGUGAAUCUCCAAUGUUGUGGAAUUUGGCCUAGUGCAAAUAGCAAACAUCUCAGGGCUGUUUGAAUGUGCAUUAUUUGUAUGGAUAAUGUUAAGCUUCAUGUUUGUAAUAUGAUUUUAAUGAAGUUCAUGUUUUCUCAA